CGUACCAGGGGCAUUUAUGAAAUAAACGCGCAUAUCAUGGCCACAACCCAAGCACACGGCCUCAUAAGGGCAGCGGGCGUCCUUAUCAGGAUCCUCCUCCGACGACGAGGAGUAUACUCGAUCAGUCAGCAAUCUUUUUGUGCCGGCGGCAGCGGAGGGAGCGGUCAUGAGCAUAAUCCCGUCAGCGUGACGCGGUGCCGAUGGCCGGAAGAUCAGGCCGCAAUUCGGGGUUACGGAGGGGAGCGGCGGCCGCUUCCGGGGAGGAGAUCACUCCCCUUCUUCCCUCCUCCUCCUACUACUCCGGUAGUAAAGGCGGCGGCGGCGGCGGCGGAAGGCGGUGGUUUGGAAGAGAGCAAGCGGCGGGUGCCGAGCUGCCCGGAUCCACUCCACAACAGGUAGCUUUGCAACUUUACCAAAAUGCCCCCUUUGGGAAGAGAAAUUACAUAAGUGACGCGAGGAUGGAUAAAUAUUCUUCUUCGAAGCUAGCACAAGUUCUCUUUGGCUUAAAUUUUUAUUUUUUCUGCUUUCGGUUUGCGCUCGAGGUCGAUGUAUAGGUUAAUUGACCAAGUAGUGAAGACAAGAAACGAGAAAAGGCUUUGAAUUUCUAGAAUCUCCAGGAGAGAUCUAUCUAUAUCUAAUUAAUUAAUUAGUAGUUUAUAUAUGUUGAUUAAGCAUGGAUUAUAUGCCUGUGGAUUUGUAUACCGCGGCUUAAGUAGUAUAUAUAUGUAAAAUCCAGAGAGAUUAAUCUCGGCAUA
Molecule: messenger RNA, 755 nt
Organism: Zingiber officinale
Lineage: Eukaryota; Viridiplantae; Streptophyta; Magnoliopsida; Zingiberales; Zingiberaceae
Exons: 2
Coding region: 37-399 (120 amino acids)
Source: RefSeq, a predicted model, not a curated record